This is a messenger RNA of Zophobas morio, 712 nucleotides long. RefSeq names its product 60S ribosome subunit biogenesis protein NIP7 homolog. Lineage: Eukaryota; Metazoa; Arthropoda; Insecta; Coleoptera; Tenebrionidae. The transcript has 3 exons. Gene Ontology annotation, cellular component: preribosome, large subunit precursor; nucleolus; nucleus. Gene Ontology annotation, molecular function: RNA binding. The record is from RefSeq and is a predicted model, not a curated record. Gene Ontology annotation, biological process: ribosome assembly; ribosomal large subunit biogenesis. Bases 105 to 647 code for a protein of 180 amino acids.
UGAAAUUUAUUUCUCCCCUCCUUCGAACUAACCUUCAAAUUCGAAAAUCGUGCAAAAAUAAUUCUACCGAAUACUGUAAUACGAAGAGUAAAGCUAUUUUCAAAAUGAAAAGAUUAUCGGAAGAAAGAACGAAAAUAUUAUUUGAAAAAUUAGCAAAAUACAUUGGUCCCAAUGUUAAACUACUGAUUGAAAGACCGGACGGAAUCUACUGCUUUCGCGAACAAAAAGACAGAGUUUAUUACAUUUCAGAAAAAAUCCUCAAACUUGCCGAAAAUGUACCUCCAACUCAACUGAUCUGUGCAGGGACUUGUUUUGGGAAAUUUACGAAGACAAAUAAGUUCAGGUUGCAUAUAACAGCGCUCAAUUAUUUAGCACCAUAUGCUCAAAGUAAAAUAUGGUUAAAACCUUCAGCGGAGCAACAAUUCUUGUAUGGUAAUCAUGUAUCCAAAUCUGGGUUAGGUCGAAUUAGUGAAAAUACGGAAAAGUACCAGGGUGUGCUAGUGUAUAACAUGGCAGAUUUACCAUUAGGAUUCGGAGUUGCAGCAAGGUCAACAGCUGAUUGCAAACAUGCAGAUCCUUUAGCGUCAGUCUGCUUUCAUCAAGCAGAUAUAGGAGAAUAUAUAAGGUCUGAAGAGGAUCUUUUAUGAGUGUUAGGUGACUGUCUUAUAUUAAAUACUGUAAUUUAGCAACAAUGAUUUUUACUGUUAAUUUA